This is a messenger RNA of Struthio camelus australis, 1249 nucleotides long. The record is from RefSeq and is a predicted model, not a curated record. NCBI's taxonomy places the organism in Eukaryota, Metazoa, Chordata, Aves, Struthioniformes, Struthionidae.
GAGCCAGUGUGCAGAUAGUUACUAUGGAGCAGGUGAUAUAUAUGAAAGCUUGUUCCCUUGUGCAUGUUCUUACCCUGCAGUAAAUGAGCUUGCUCCUAUUAGCGAAUCUGAGUCAUUUUAAAUCCCUAAGGGAUGGCAAAAGCGCACUCUGUAUUUGAGUAAAUAUAGCAUGCACCUUGGCUUGCAUGCAAACAUCCCCUUCCCUUACUGGCUUGAUUUCACUUGUUGAUUAGUUGUACCACCAGUAUACACAUUCAGUUCCGGAAUUAUUCUUUGGGCUCCUGCUUCUGCAAUACGAUCCAGCUCAGUGUGAAGAAAAGAAGCAGGCUCAAGAUUUUAGUGCUUGACUAUCUGGUGUUCCUUGGCUGUUCUUCCAAAAGGGCUUAGAAGAGGGUGCAACAAUGGAAGAUGUGUAUUUGGCUUCGGUGGAAACAGAUCGAGGCGUAAAGGAACAGUUACGGCUUUAUGACACUAGGGGUCUGCAGGAGGGUGUAGAAUUGCCAAAACACUAUUUCUCUGUUGCUGAUGGCUUUGUUCUCGUGUACGCUGUGACCAGCCUCGAAGCUUUCCAAAGGGUUGAACUGCUCAAAAAAGAGAUCGACGUCUUUAGAGACAAGAAGGAGGUAACUGUUAUUGUCUUGGGAAACAAAACUGACCUCCUGGAGCAAAGACAAGUGGAAACAGAAGCAGCACAGCAAUGGGCAAGGGCUGAGAAAGUAAGACUGUGGGAAGUGACUGUGACAGAUCGGAAAACACUGCUUGAGCCAUUCACCUUCCUAGCUAGCAAACUCUCCCAGUCCCAGAACAAAUCGGCAUUUCCCUUGCCUGGAAGGAAGAGCAAAGGGAAUAACUGUGAUAACUGAGCCACCUUAAUAUUGUCUGCUGCUGCUAAAGUCACAGCCUUAGCCCUUUCUUUGCCAUUUGCUUCUCACAAUUUCACUUAAAGCAAUAAUCUCAUUCAGCAAUAAAAUUAGCAAGCUCAUGGCUAAGAGGUAUCUUUCCUUUUUUGGGGGGCUUGGCUUGAAACAGUCACUGAUGGUCAAACUCUUAAAAGCAUGACAGGAAUUCUCUUGCAACAAUGGUUACAAGGUGAAGCGGAAGAGAGGCAGGCAGUCUUGUCUGUAGCAGGGGUUUGACUUCCUUGUGUACAGCAUGUUGAGGGACAGAUCAGCAGGCUUAUCAUUAAGCAAUCCCCCAGCAAGCCUGCAGAUCUAUAGCCUCUAGUCACAAAUAGUGCUGGCUCCAAUAC